UUGGAGUGUAAUGCUCGUUAUUCCUAAAGUUAGUUAAACACGUUGGCUGACUAUAAGCAGGACUCUGUUUUAAAGAGAAGAAGAAGAAGAUGGAGUUUGAGGCCACGGAGACUGUCCGCUCGACACCGAGUCGACACGAGAAAAGUUUGGGGCUCCUCACGAUGAAGUUUGUCAGUCUAAUUCAAGAGGCGAAGGAUGGCGUCCUUGAUCUGAAAGUGGCUGCAGACAGCUUGGCAGUGAAGCAGAAGAGGAGGAUAUAUGACAUCACCAAUGUACUGGAAGGAGUCGGCUUGAUCGAGAAGAAAAACAAGAACAUAAUUCAGUGGAGGGGAGAGAACUCAGGCAGCCAAACUGAGGAGGUGCUGGAGCAGGUGAAGGUUUUGAAGGCCCACAUUUCUGACCUGGAGGCUCAAGAAAAAGAGCUGGACAACCAGAAGGCGUGGCUGGAGGAGAACAUCAAACACUUUAACCUCGAUCCCAUCACCAGCACUUAUAAAUAUGUCACACAUGAAGACAUCUGCAGUGCCUUCAGCGGAGACACUCUCCUCGCUAUAGUGGCUCCUGCUGGGACCCAGCUGGAGGUACCGCUACCUGAAACGGGCCAGAGUGGACAGAAGUACCAGGUGAACCUGCGCAGCCACUCGGCCCCCAUCCAGGUCCUGCUCAUCAACAGGGAUUCAGACUCCACAAUACCCGUGGUCUUCUCUGUGCCGCCCACUGACGACAUCUGUACAAUGCCAACUCCCCCGAGCACCCCCGCCAGCCUGCAGAGGUUCCCUUUGUCCACGUCGGUGUACUCCACCACCAACACCACCUCCUCCUCCUACUGCAGCAGCCAGGACUCCCUCUGCUCAGACCACCAGAUGGUGCUGCCAGAACAUGAUGAAGUGCUGACUCCGUCCUCCAGCCCUCCCGAUGUGCAGAUGGCGUGCUACAGUCAGUCGGCAGCAGUGCUGGAGCAGCAGCAGCACAUGGACCUGGAGGGCCCAGAGUUCCAGUCUGUAGUGGACAUGAGCAGCCUGUUGAAGCUCAGUGCUGCUGACAUGAAGGACGACCGAGAGGGAGCCGUCGACCUGAUCGAUGAGCUAAUGUCGACUGACGGAAUAGAGUACAGCUUCAACCUGGACGACAAUGAGGGAGUGUGUGACCUGUUCGAUGUGCAGAUUCUAAAUUACUGAUGGCUAACCGCGCCUCCUCUGCUGCACGCUUUUACAAUCUCAGGAGCCACCUUUGCCUCUCUCUCUCUCUCUCUCUCUCUCUAAAGACACUUCAAAGAUGCCUUUCCCCCUUUUUUGUUACGAUGCACAGCUGAUAAUCAAACAUUCCAUUGUCAUAUUAAACACUACUUUUACACACACUUAGACUGCAGUUUAAAACACGGUGCCUGCGUUAGUUCACCGUGAGACAUUUGUGAAGCCACGAGUCAUUAUCUGUCCAGUUGAAUGGUUGUGCUGGGUGAAUACCGCUCCCUCAGUCGGAGUAAGCCGGGACAAAUCCUUCAGCCUCCUACUGCACUUUGGCAUGUUAGUAUUUUUGUAUUUUUCCACAUCCAGUGGAAAUUCUGAGAUUAUACGACAGCUUUACUUUCUGUUCACGAACAGUUGUGAUUGUGAGAGUGUUUUCAUAUUGGUUGAUAUUCAGAGUAGCUUGUAACAACUCAGUAUUUACUGCUUUCAAACAUUUCAUAAAGGGUCGAUGACCUAGUUCUGGCUAUUGAGCCAUUUAGGAUUAUGGUUCUUUAAAAAGCAUAUUGUGUAAAAACUUACCCAAUUCAAUAGUUACAUUUGAUAAAACGUCGUAUAGUAUUUGAUGAGUGAAUGUUUCGGGUACAUUUUGUGACCUUGUUCUAAUGUGAAAAUGGCAGAAAGAUUUAUUUUCUAAAUUAUUAUGACACUGCCAU
This is a messenger RNA of Anarrhichthys ocellatus (wolf-eel), 1900 nucleotides long. RefSeq names its product E2F transcription factor 5 (gene e2f5). Gene Ontology annotation, molecular function: protein dimerization activity; DNA-binding transcription factor activity, RNA polymerase II-specific; RNA polymerase II cis-regulatory region sequence-specific DNA binding. Gene Ontology annotation, cellular component: RNA polymerase II transcription regulator complex. The record is from RefSeq and is a predicted model, not a curated record. NCBI's taxonomy places the organism in Eukaryota, Metazoa, Chordata, Actinopteri, Perciformes, Anarhichadidae. Gene Ontology annotation, biological process: regulation of transcription by RNA polymerase II. The transcript has 8 exons. Bases 90 to 1178 code for a protein of 362 amino acids.